AUGGUCAGAGAGUGGGCAAGGGAGUCAUUCUCCCGUUACCCUCACCACUCCUAUCUUCCUGAAAGGUUUGUUGGUGAUGGGAUCGAUGACAGUCGAUUUCCCGAGACACAGGACAUGCAUCGCCGACAACCUCCAAUUCAAAUUGACGAGGCCCUCCGACAAUCUUGUGGGAUAUCCGCCAGACGAUACUUCCUAGUUGUGGUUAUGGACGAUGGAAGCCCACAAACCUUCUCCGGGCCUGGCACCUCGGGAACUCGAAGUGGUUAUGAGAAGCAAUUCUUUGACAUGGAAAAGUAUUUGAAGGUCGUUGAGCGUUUAGAUGCUGGAGCGAGCCCUGUGAUCAACGACGACUUUGGUUAUGACAGCUAUAAACAACCCAUGGAUUUCCCACGAAACCGCCUGAUGGACCGUCGACGAAUGUCUCAGUUUGACGAGUGGGAAACUCCAUCACGACAGGGACGAAAGAGACCACGGGCCCGGCAUGGCAUUACUGACGACGACGACAUUCCCAUGACUGUGGCAACAACGAUAAGAAAGUGUAUCAAGAUCGGAAAUUCUCUUGAAGUCGGCCUCUUUUAUGACCAGCGAUUCAAGAAUUGCCAGCAGACGGCUUGCAAGCUCAUGGCAAAGGCAUGGGUAAAGGCCGUGGAGCCAAAGAAACAAUCCACACAUCCAUAUACAGGAAGUGACGAGAAAGCGCCCGACUGGUGGCCAAAGCCUUGGGGUCCUACCAAAGAGGACAAGGUUCGCCACAAAGAGCCAGACCAUCUUUACAAGCGAGAACGAGUCCAUCUUUUGAACCACAUUCUGAGAAUGAUCGUAGAGCCCAACGAGAGGCAGCACCCUGACAUCCAGAAGUUGAAGCUCAAUGUCCAGAAGCUGGAGGAAAUCACUAUCGAGGCCCUUUCAGGUUUCUUCGCAGACAAGGAAAACCCAGCAAACGCAAAGAAACGCCCCUUCUUAAACGAGAUCUUCAAAGUGGCCAGGCAGGAAGAAAGAUUGAAACUGGGAGAAAUCGAUGGAACCACUGAAGUCUUUGUGAUGGCAGAUGACAAAAUUCCUGAAUCAUAUGUAUCGGGCAACGAUGACCAUGGACCUAUCCCCAAGGAAGAAGAUGAACACGACGUGCCGUCAAACAAAUUAACAGCGGUCCAUGGACUUAUGCCCUCAUCUAACGGCCACGGUAAUACAGGCGCAUCGCUUCACGGGACACCUUUCCUUGGUGGAGAUUUACCUGUAAGGGGGAACCAGUACACUCCCUCGACGAUGCCAGAAAUGCCACAGGAUCAACACGCCUUUGUCGAGAACACAGGCAUACCAGUCAACGGCCAACCUUCAGUGCACGCUACCGGGGGAAACAUGGCUAUGGACAUGGGUGUGCCUACCGCACACGAUGCCAGUCGCCGAGCUUCCAUCUUUAGUGCCCAUUCAGAGUAUGGAGGCCAGAAUAAUACAGCAAUGUACACUCAGCAGUGGCAGCCUGGCUCCACGGCACCCAACUCAUCGUCCAUGUACACCUUUACACAGCAACAACCUAGCCAACCGGCGGCGACCUUUGUCAGCCCUGGUGUUGCUAUGAAUCCAGCUCAGCCCUACAUGAACGCCUCUUUCGAUGGACUCACUCGCGGAUACGACCCAAGUCAGACCCCCAUGUUCCGAACAGGCAGCGUGCCACAACCUACACAAGUGCAUCCUGCCCAAAGUUACGAUUACAUGUCACGAUAA
Molecule: messenger RNA, 1725 nt
Organism: Fusarium poae
Lineage: Eukaryota; Fungi; Ascomycota; Sordariomycetes; Hypocreales; Nectriaceae
Exons: 5
Coding region: 1-1725 (574 amino acids)
Source: RefSeq, a predicted model, not a curated record